UUACAUUAAAGGUUAUGUUUAGCAUUUAAAAAAAUAGAUGUUAUUUCGGAGUCAAGUUGAAAAUGCACGCAAGGAUUUUUAUCGUAAUAUCGCACAAUGUGUAUUGAUAGCACAAAAAAAAAUCACUGUAGGUGUGAGAUUAAUAUAGAACUUUGGGGUCAUACAUUUUUAUUUGCGCAAUUUUAUUUUUGGUGGCGCCUUUCUAUUAUAGAUAUGAACAUGCUUGUAAAGACUACAAUUAUACAUAGGUACAAACUAAAUAAAUUACUGCCUGUAUUUAGAUUUUUGCCUCAUUAAAUUUUUACUUAAAUAAAAAGUAACAUCAAGAUGGUUUGGUCGGGAUGGUUAUACCGACUCAAAUGGAGAUAGGUGCAUGAUCUCUUAACCCACUAAGAAACUGGCCUCACUUAUGCCCGGUUUACACUUUGUUAAGUUAACACUGCAGGUGAUUAGUGCAGUGUUUAGUAAUCAAGGUGUGAACGGAAGCGUAAAGUGAUUAGUGUUAAGUGAUACGUGCGAUUAGUACUUAUUGAUUAGUGCGAGUGAAUAGAAUCAAGGUCUAUUUUUGUUGUUAAGUGACUACCCCCUCUCAACUAUUCUACUACACUCUCUCGCAAUUUGCCUGUACUAAUCAGUGUGUAAAUACGUGUGUGUUAAGUGCGCAGUGUCAAGUUCAAAGCGAAAAUGAAGUGGACGGAACAACAUACUUUAAAAUUCGUACAAGAAUACAUAAAGUUUGAAUGCCUAUACAAUGUAAAGUGCGCAGAAUUUAAAAACAAACAGUUGAGAGAUGCGGCCCUAUUGAAACUGAGUAAAGCGAUGGGAAAUCCCGACUUCGGUCCCAAAGAAGCGUACAACAAAAUACGAAGCUUGAAAUCGACCUUCUCCCAAGAGCACAAAAAAGUAAAAGAUUCUAUUAAAUCGGGUGCAGGGCUUGAUGAUAUAUAUGUGCCAAAUAUCAAAUGGUACAAAGUGAUGGAUGACGCCCUAAAGGCAGUAAAUGUUGGAGAAUGCAGAGAAACGUCGAGUAAUAUGAACCUGGAGUCUCAAAAUAAAAUCAAUGAAGAUAAUAUUGAGCCAAGAGGCACUGAAGGCGAGCAGGCUGUUGAAAAUAGUUCAAGAGUUGGAACCUCAAGCAAUGACUCGGGCCAGUCAUUCAAAGGGAAAAAUCCUCGGAAAAGGCCGAUGCUACGAGAAUAUGAUAACUUACUGACAAAGGCCCAAAAUGUAGCCAACAGUGUCAACAGCUCUGUUGUAUCAGAGAAUGAAUUCGACUUAUUUGGACGAAUGGUUGCAGUUCAAUUGAAAAAUUUACCAAUGGAGUCAGCAAUUGAAGCACAACAGUAUAUUCAAAAUUAUCUUUCUGGUUUGCGCUUGAAACAUAUCCGCCGUCAAUCUCAAAGAUCCAAUUUCAUUUACGAAAUGGUAGAAAAUAGAACACAACCAUUUAACCAUUAACCUUUAUAUAAUCUUUUAAGGCGUUGUAUACAGCAUCGCAGACUAUUGGUAUCAUUAAACUUAUUGCUGGUUUAGAUACUCCGAAUAAAUGUGACAAAGUACGCAGACUACAACCAGUAGUGGCAAGAAAAUACAACACUA
Molecule: messenger RNA, 1599 nt
Organism: Helicoverpa zea (corn earworm)
Lineage: Eukaryota; Metazoa; Arthropoda; Insecta; Lepidoptera; Noctuidae
Exons: 2
Coding region: 685-1458 (257 amino acids)
Source: RefSeq, a predicted model, not a curated record